This is a messenger RNA of Trichobilharzia szidati, 2246 nucleotides long. NCBI's taxonomy places the organism in Eukaryota, Metazoa, Platyhelminthes, Trematoda, Strigeidida, Schistosomatidae. The record is from the annotation of a GenBank genome assembly.
CCGAAUUUUCCUGUGCACAAUUACACUUUAUAUUGGAGUAUACUUUUUCUGAUAUCUUCAUAACACGUAAUAAUUCAGUUUGUUGUAUAAGGUGUAAAGUAUGUUUUAAACAAUACUGUCGAUCACUGGAGCGUUAUUAGCUCAAUUUAUGAAUAACCUGAAAUCUGUGAUUUUAUGAAACAACUCUCACAAUAAUUUCCUAUGGAAUCCAAUAAAAGUUUGACAACUCCUGCUGGCGUUCGUCUAAUCAAAAAUAUAGGCAUACCUUUUCUUCUGAUUAUAUUCAUAUUUGGAUUAUUUGGAAAUGCGUUGACUGUAGUCAUCCUUCGAUCGAAACGUUUACAACAAUCGAGUACAUCUGUAUAUUUAACUGUUUUAGCAGUUGUUGACAUAUUUUAUCUGCUUACAGGAUUAUUAGCUACAAUUAUUAAUCACAUAUUUUUAUUUCCUAAUGACAUUAAAGAUCUUUCGCUGAUUUCAUGCAUUUUAACACCUUAUUUAAGCUAUACACUGGCUUAUUUAAGUGUCUGGUUAUUGGUAUCAGUAACAAUUGACAGAGCAAUAUGGGUUGUACAUCCAUUCAGUGCUAAACGUAUAUGCACAACACGUAAUGCUUGGUUGACUACAUUCAGCUUAACAUUGAUUCUGUUCGCAUUCGAUUCACACUUCUUUUGGACUAUGGAUUAUAAUACUAGUUUAACUGAUUCAUAUGUCAAUGUCACACAUCAUAAAUGUACACCAAAAUAUUUUACACAGACAAUAUUUCCUUAUAUUGACUUAUUAAUAGUAUGUGUAAUUCCAUGCUUAUUUAUGCUUGUUGCCAAUGGUUUAAUCAGUGUACAACUAAAACGUAUGCGUGAUUUUCAUAAAAAGCGACAAAAUAAUCGCUUAUAUUUAACUGUGACAACACCACACGGAGGAAAAAAGAGUAAAAAUGUACUUUCAACAAUCAUUCAACAUAGUCGAAAAUCGAAUGAAAUAUGCACAAAUACUGAAAUGCCAACAACAGUUGACGGUAUACAAUAUCAUAAAAAGCGGUGUAAAUCAAAUACAUUGAAACAUUGUGUUAAAAAUUCAAUUAAAGGUCGUUCAAAUAUGAAUAGAUCUUCAUCACUGACAGCAAUGUUGUUAGCCAUCAAUAUGUUUUUCAUGAUAAGUGUAUGUCCCUUACUUGUAUAUGACGUUAUAUUCUUUGCAUUUAAUUUGAACUCUUGGAUUGAAAAAGACGAAGUGAUAAGAGGAGUUCUAAUCUUCGGUAUCGAACGAUUCGUCUAUAUUUUAUGGUAUACAAAUUUCUCUGUACACUUUCUAUUGUACUGUCUUAGCGGUCCACAGUUUAGAGCACAAGUUAAACACUGGUUUAAUUCAUGUUGUCGUUUUAUCAGCUCACCUUAUCUGGCAGAUGAAUUACCGUCGAUAAAGGUUGCAGAUUCUACGAAAAUUCAUCAAAUUUGUGAAAGCAAUCUACAGCACAGAGUUACACAAUAUAAAGAUUUCACAAAUAAUUUGCCUGCCUCAACACAACAAUAUGAAGAAGUAACACAAGAUCAACUGCAACAGUCUUGACAACUAGAAGUUCCAGAAGACAACCACCGGAAAUUAAAACAGACUUCCAUCUCAAAAAACACUCCCACAAAAUGAUUUAUUUACAUUCCUUAAUUAAUAUCACUGUCAGUUACAGUCACUGGCAUUGCUAACGGACAUAAUAAUACAAGCGUGUCUCUUUAAUUUAAUUAACUAUGCACCAAGGUAUGAUAUUUGACCGAUUCAUGAAAGUUCAGUCAGCUAGUGAAAUAAACUAAUAUAUAUGAAUAUUUCAUUCUGUUUUUCGAUUUAUUUUAUUUUCACUACGAUUAAUAAUUCCUUACAUGUAUUUUACCAUGUAUCAAACUAUAUUAUAUUCAGCUAAUCUCUUUUCUGUCAAAUGAUUUGCUUGAUAACAAGGUUUAUUCAAAAGUACUCCAAUUUGUUUUUAAAAUCAUGUACACAGUAACGAUGCUGUCAAACUGUUUUGAUAUUCAGUCUUACCCCAAGAGCAACUCGAGUAGCUUUCGGACGAGUUUAUAAAAGACAGUAGUGUAGAAGUAGACUAUCGGCUGUGUGGUAUCAAAUGGUUCCAUUUAAGACGCACAAAGGCAAUAUUAUCAACUAGAUACACUGCAUUUUCUAUCCUGACUACUACAUUCAUUACAAUAUCAGUGUGUACAAACAUAUUACACCAAAAGCGAUUUUGAAUAUUUCCUAGC